This is a messenger RNA of Toxorhynchites rutilus septentrionalis, 1817 nucleotides long. RefSeq lists its product as uncharacterized. NCBI's taxonomy places the organism in Eukaryota, Metazoa, Arthropoda, Insecta, Diptera, Culicidae. Bases 441 to 1508 code for a protein of 355 amino acids. The record is from RefSeq and is a predicted model, not a curated record. The transcript is spliced from 5 exons.
ACUGGUGUUUAUUUGAUUGUGUUGUUUUCACAAAUUGGCGACGAUUGUGGGACGAUAAUUUGUAGUGAGUGGAAAGGAUUUCUUCUGGAUUAACAAUCAUCAGCUGAAGGUUGGUGGAGAAAGCUCUUGAUUGACGCUACUGACGCGCAUAUGAAAAAGCUCUGCACGGUGAGAGCGAGUGAAACUUUUUCUUGGAAAUGAAAGAGAAAGGCGCAUGUAAGCCUGGAUGAUCUGCGACUUGACAGCAGGGCACGCGACGAGAAAGCGGUAAGAUCUGCGGCUUGACAGCAGGGCUCGCGACGAGAAAGCGGUGAGAUUUGCGACUUGACAGCAACACGGAAUGCUUCGUGACUAGUGAGCGAUGAGCAACAAGAAAGUUUCGGCAACGAGUGAGCGGUCUGUGAACGAUUGAAAAAUAGGUUUGAUUUAACGAGAAGAGGAUGGAUACGCUGAAGGGUUUCUCGACCCUACCAUCAUUCUCGUACGCGGAUGUGCCGCUGGCCAAACGCCGCAGUAAGUGUCAUGUCUGGAAAAGAGGGUUUGAAAUUUGUCUCCAUGCUUCCAAGGUGACGAAUGUCAUUGAAAAGAAAGACCUACUACUUGCUCAAGGUGGGUUCGGACUUCAGGAAAUAUUUUUUAACACUCCUGGAGCGGCCGUAGAAGAAGACAAAAAUAACGGUAUCGAUCCGUAUGAGGUGGCCAUCCCAAAGCUGGAUUGUUAUUUUGCACCCCAACGCCAUGAAGCAUACGAGCGGUAUAUCUUCUGGGCCACGCAGCCUGAGACCGACGAGGGUUUGGAGAAGUUUUUAAUGAGAGUUCAGGUUCAUGCCAGUAAAUGCAAUUUCGGGAUGUCAGCAACCGCAAGCAGUGGCAUUGCGGUGAUCGAUAAGAUGCUGCAAUUCGUACCUCCGCCGCUGCGGGAAAAACUUCUCCAAGAUUCCAACUUGACUAUCGAAGAAAUGAUCAAAAUACACCCAAAUCAACGGAAACAAUGUAAAGCAUUCGGGGAUCCUGCAUGUAUUGUGGGCGUUCUCAUGGGCCAGACCAGUGCCCGACAUGGAAUAAAACCUGCGGGAACUGCCACAAAAGAGGACAUUUUCGAGUCGUUUGUCUUAAUCGUCCUGCCAGGGGACCGGGAAAUUUCGUACCAUCAUCUUAUCCGGCAUUGUCAUCGACCUACGCGUCGACAACAGGAGAAAAAAAACGCUGAAGAGGACCCACGUACAAGCUUCUCCACGGCCACUGGGUAUUCGAGCGGCAGACCAGCACAAAAUAAGAUCACGAGGUAUGCGCGGAAGGUACAUGCUAUUGACGAUGUGGAAGUUAAUAACGAAGAGGUCGAACUUGUCGAAAUGGUUCAUGAUUCGGAGGAAUUGGUUUGGGCCAAUGUUGGCGGUGUACUAAUUGAAAUGCAGAUCGAUUCAGGUGUACAGUCAAACAUAAUUGACGAUCAAACUUGGGAUGUGAUGAUUCGUAAGGGAGUACAUACAAUCGGGGUAAAACAGUAACCAGAUCGGAGAUUCAGAGCGUAUGCACAGAAGGAUUGCCUAGUUGUAACCAACAUGUUUGACACAGAAAUCUCCAUCCGCGAUGGGUCAAAGCAACUGAAAACGGUAGCACGUUUCUACGUUGUUAAGGAUGGUCCUCAGCCUCUAAUGGGGAAGAACACCGCAAAGCAGCUGGGUGUUUUGAUGGUUGGACUUGCAAGUAAACAAGAAACAGUUCAACAUGUAGACAUUUUGCGACCAUUUCCAAGCAUCCGUGGUGUGAAAAUACAUAUCCCGGUUUACAUGUCAGUAGAGCCUGUCCCCCAAUGA